CUCAGCUUUAAGAGCAGUGCUUUCCUGACUAGCCAGACAGAAGAACUCAGAGCUAAGGCAGCUGAGAACUUGUCUCCUGACUACAGGGCCUACACAGAGGUAAACAUGGCAUCAGAAUCCACUAUGAUGGCCCCCAUUUGUCUAGUGGAAAAUGAGAAAGAGCAGUUGAUGGUGAACCCCGAAGCAGUCAAGAUUCUUGAAGCGAUUACACAGCCUGUGGUGGUGGUGGCCAUUGUAGGAAUGUAUCGUACAGGAAAAUCCUACCUGAUGAACCGCCUGGCAGGACACAACCAAGGUUUCCAGCUGGGAAGUACAGUGAGGUCUCAAACAAAAGGCAUCUGGAUGUGGUGUGUGACUCACCCAAGGAAACCAAAUUUCACCUUGGUCCUUCUGGACACUGAGGGUCUGGGUGAUGUGGAGAAGUGUGAUCCUAAGAAUGACUCGUGGAUCUUUGCCUUGUCCAUUCUACUUAGCAGCACCUUUGUCUACAACAGCAUGGGAACCAUCAACCAGCAAGCCCUGGAUCAGCUGCACUAUGUAACUGAACUAACAGAGCUAAUCAAGGCAAAGUCCACUAAGAAGUCUGAUGAAAUGGAUGAUUCUGAUGAAUUUGUGAGUUUUUUUCCAGACUUUGUUUGGGUUGUUCGGGAUUUCAUUCUGGAGCUGAAGUUAGAUGACCAGCCCAUCACAGAGGAUGAAUAUCUAGAGAAUGCCUUAAAGCUCAUUCCAGGCAAGAAUCAGAAAAUUCGAAAUGCCAACUUGCCUAGGGAGUGCAUUAGGCAUUUCUUUCCAAAACGCAAAUGUUUUGUCUUUGAUCGACCUACAAAAGAAAAGGAACUCUUAAUUCAUAUUGAAGACUUGUCAGAAGACCAGCUGGAUUACAAUUUCCAAGUGCAAUCCAAAACCUUUUGCUCUUACAUCUUUGCCAGUGCAAAACCCAAGAACUUGAGAGAGGGAAUUAUUGUCACUGGGAAACGACUGGGGACUCUGGUGGAGACUUAUGUCAGUGCUAUCAACAGUGGAGCAGUGCCAUGUUUGGAAAACGCUGUGACUACCCUGGCCCAGCGUGCGAACUCAGCAGCUGUGCAGAAGGCAGCCAACCACUACAGCCAGCACAUGGCUCAGCAAUUGAGGCUCCCCACUGAGGACCUCCAGGAGCUGUUGGAUGUGCAUGCGGCCUGUGAGAGAGAAGCCAUUGCAGUCUUCAUGGAGUUAUCAUUCAAGGAUGACAAGUGGGAGUUUCAAAAGGAUCUAAUGAACACCAUAGAGAGAAAGAAGGAAGAUUUCAUCCUGCAGAAUGAAGAUGCAUCUGGAAAAUACUGCCAGAGGGAGCUGAAGAAAAUUUCCCAGUCUUUUAUGGAAAGCAUUUCCAAUAGCACUUUCUCUAUACCUGGAGGACAUAAUCUCUACUUGGAAGGCAAGAAGAAGGUUGAGCAGGACUACAAACUAGUUCCCAGGAAAGGGGUAAAGGCAAAUGAGAUUCUCCAGACAUUCCUGCAGUCCCAGGAUGCUAUAGAAAAAUCGAUCCUACAGUCAGACAAAGCUCUCACUGAUGCAGAGAAGGCCAGAACAGCUGAGCGGGCUGCAAAAGAAGCAUCUGAGAUGGAGAAGGAGGUGCUAAGACAGGAACAGAAGGAACAGCAGCAAAAGAUGGAGGCCCAAGAGAAAAGCUACAAGGAAAAUAUGGCCCAACUACAGGAGAAGAUGGAAAGGGAAAGAGAGAAUCUGAUCAGAGAUCAGGAAAAGAAGCUGGAACACAAGCUGAAGAUUCAAGAAGAAAUGCUUAAAGAAGGAUUUAAAAAUAAAUAUGAAGAUAUUUGUACAGAAAUACAUCAACUGAAAGAGGAGAUUGAAACAACCAAGACAGAGAAGCUAUGGGGUGGAAAAUUAUUGGAUGGACUGGGUGAUGUGCUUCUGUUAUCAGCGCCACAUCUUCAUGCUAAGUUAGUGGGUGCCUUUUUGAAAGGGGUACCCUACACAAUGAAAUAGACUCCAGAUUUCUUUUAAGAAUUAAUAAGGAAAGCCAUUCUUUUGACGGAAUGUUAACUUUCAAGUUGAUAUCAUGCUAUUUUUUAAAGAGGUUAAAACAACAAGGGGACACAGGAAUGGAGGGAUGAUGAGCAAAUGCUGUCAUUAUAUUUAACAUACGUUAUAUUAAAAAUGAUGUAAUGGUGGGUAGGGACCAUGGAAAAAAGUAUGGGGAAAGUGACAGAAGGGGGAACAUUACCCAAGAACCAUUGUACCUGAGUUAUGGAAUUCUGAAACA
Dipodomys spectabilis (banner-tailed kangaroo rat) is the source of this 2266-nucleotide messenger RNA. Its product is annotated as guanylate-binding protein 4-like. The coding region runs from base 106 to 1989 and encodes 627 amino acids. The transcript has 11 exons. Gene Ontology annotation, molecular function: GTP binding; GTPase activity. Gene Ontology annotation, biological process: defense response to protozoan; defense response to Gram-positive bacterium. The record is from RefSeq and is a predicted model, not a curated record. Lineage: Eukaryota; Metazoa; Chordata; Mammalia; Rodentia; Heteromyidae.